AUGGCUGGGGAAAUAGCAUGUGCGGACCUAAACAUUCAGGAAAUGCCUUCCUGUUCAAGGAUACCGAUGCCUCGUCCUGGCAGGAACUGCAGUAAGUGGCUCACUUAGUCAUGUAUUUUUAUUUUGUGUAGGAUAAUUAAUCUGCAGGUGGGUUGCAGAAUCUGAGGUCCUUAGGUGUGUCUUGUGGGUCUCUGCUAAAUCCUUGCUGCCCAAUGUAGUUGCCUGGAUAGUCUUCAGACCGAUGCAUCCUUCUUUUAUUUUAGAAAAUUAAACUUAAACUACAAAGGGUAGACAUGCUAGAGGUUUACAAAACAUGAACAGUAUGGAGAGACUAGAAAGGGGUUUGUUUCUUCCUCUCCUUUGCAUAAUUCUCCAACCUUGAAGUCGCCUAAUAAAAAUAAUUUGAAGCAGGAGAGGCAAAUGGAAGUAUUAUUUUCCUUCACGUAUUACGGAAUGGGCUCAGUGAUGGAAUAAAGGCUUUGCCUGCAGAAGGAUCCCGUUCAUUUUUUAACUAAAUAAAAAAAAGAUUUUCAAUUGUAUACCUUUCAGUAAUUUUACAAUCAUUUUAACGUUUUGAAAUUCACCUUCCUUCCCCUCUUUCUGCGGAUCCUUAAAUUUAUUUUUUAUAUUUUCUGCAUAUUCUAAAUUAACUUAACGUAAUCAUUUAUUCAUCUACUUUAAAUGUAUACUCUUAUUGAACUGCAGGUUAUUAUAAUAAUCCUGCCAGUGUUCUUAUCUGUUUACAGUUUGAAAUUAUUCAAUAAAGCUUUUCCAUUAUUUUAUAAAAAUGUUUGUUAUCUUGAUUUCUUAUAUUUCUGGUAAGUUUCGCCAUUUCUGUGUAUUCCAUAAGUUUUUGUAUCCAUUCUUCUUUUGUUAGGACUUUCACACUUUAAAGCUCCGUGUUCCUUCUUUUGCCCUGGAGAUUUCCGCAUGAAAACCUGCUCUUUAAAGCUCAAUCAGUACGAACAGCAACCCACAGAAAACCAAAUUGAUGUUUGUUGUGUUUUAGUUUAAAUAGGGUUUUUUGUGUGGGGAAAGCUCCAGGGCAAUAAAAGAGCGCUCAGACAUGGAGCUUUAAAGUGUGAAAAUGUGCCUGGAAAGCAGGAGGACAGGUGGGUGUGGAUAAGCCCACAUACCUGUAAAAAAGUUUGAGGCCCCCUCCCGGCAGGUAUUUAACUGUGGAUGUAUUCAGCAGCAUGUUAUUGACGCGAGAAUAAAGCAUCUGUGGUGGAUUUAUUCUGCUGGUUUUGUAAUGUUUCCCCAAUGCCACCACAUUAUUGCUGCCUGGAGUGCAACAAAAGCAGGGCACACACAUACAAAUUCUCUCUCACACACACACACCAGAACUUCUGUGACAUGAAAAAUAUGGAAUUUCAGCAGGAAGACACAGGAUAGGAACAGAUUGGAAAUGAAACAGUGUUGCCAGCAAAAAAAACCAGCCACCCUCUGCAGGAACAAAUAAAAUUGAAAGUCAGAUUCUUUAUGAGGGGCAUCAGGAGCAUAAAUAAUCAUGAGUGAACAGUAGAAAUGAAAUCUUCAGGGGGCCAAUAACUUGAAGUUUGUUGAAGAGAAGGACAUGAGGCAGGAGUUGGUAAUGCAGGUGAGCUGUGCAUAAGCAAGCUGUCCGCUAGCUCUUCCGAGGCUCUUUUUAUUAGCACAAUAUGCAAAGCCAGUCAGAUACAUUUUGGACUGUGCCCUUUACAUCUUCCAAUCACGAGAUCGUGGAGUGGUACAAAGUUAUUUUGGCACCUGUUUCCACCGCGUCAUUUUCCUCUUGAACAAUGUAUAGCGAAGGAGACAAAGGUCACAGGCAGGGCACGGCAGACCACUAAGAGAGCAAAAGUUAGAUAGAGGGCAUGAUGUUCAGACAGCUGUGACUUUGUCUGCGGGUGGAAGUGUGCUCCACACCUGAAGGUCACAUGUUCAGACAGUUGUGGCUUGUCUGCAGGUGGAAGUGUGCUCCACACCCAGCGGUCACUCCUUCAUAUGUUCCUGUUGAUUGGUCCCAGUCAAGAACUUUGCAGCCAUGUUCUGAACAUGCAUAUGGCUCUGAUGUUUUCAAAACUAGCCCCAGGUAUAAUGUGUCAAUAACCAGCGAGUAUCGGUGUUCGGUUUGAGACAUUAGAAGUCUUCCUCCACCUGCAUCCUAACCACCUGGCAACUUGCAUCAUUGCAAUAAGCUCUGGGCAUAAGUGUGGGGCUGCUAAGCAGGAGAGGAAGUCAGGAGUGAUUGUAUCAGCUGUCCAGGCCAGUGUUUUUGCAGUGCCAGACAGAUCAGCUGGGAAAUCACCCAGAGCAAUCUGGAAAGCCACCAGAUCGAUCAGUCUCUGAGGGCAGGCAAUGUUGUAUAAACUGCCCUGCUGCCUUGAGGGAAGCUAAAGUAUCUGGUGAGACUGCAGGACUGUGGAGAGAGUAUGGUGGUGAUGGGAAACUAAUUCAUGAACCAAGAACUUAUAUACUGACCACUAAUAAAGAAACAUAUGUUGUAGAUAUUUUCCCACAUUUAUAAUGCUAUUUUUUGUGAUAUACAAAUGACAUGAGAAGACUUGGUAUACUUAUUUGUAUACCAUUAUUCUUUUUUAUAAAACCCAAAAAAUAAAAAAAAACACUACGGCAGAAUGUCAUAGCUUCGAUUCAGAGAGAAUUAGGUUUUCAUAAUUGCAAACAGAAUUCUGUACUAAGAAUCUUAGGUUUGAUCCAUUAUCCUUUAUAAUUUGUGUUCGUCUACUGCAUUCAAUAUUUUAGUUAUGUACUGUAUAAAUAAGUAAUAGAUUUGAUGUAAGUUGAUCUUCUAUCUAUAUUAGCUGAAUUGCUAGGCUUUUUUUAAAAAAAUGAGAGAUCUCUUUUGGAUCUCCUUUAGAACUGUACAAAAGCUUGUGUCUGUUAAAACUGGCCUGUAGCUACUGAAUCUUGUGCUUCUCAUGCAUUGUAAAUGUCAUAUUUAAAUAAACCACUUUGAGUGUAACCCCCCCCCCCAAAAAAACACGCCUCAACUUAAUGUUGAAUAGGGUUGUUUGUGCAGGCAGUAGAUGCCAUAAUUCAUAACGUCACACCAGCAUCAGUUGCAAUCUCUUUACACCAAAAAGCAUAGUUCUUUUAUCAACUUUUAAUUCUUACAGAUGUCCAUAAGUAUACACAGGGCCUUCGCGUUGCUCUUGGAACUGCCUGCGCUGUGAUUCUCCUCCUCACUCUGGCUGUAGUAAGGCUGAAAGUUUUGGGUGAGUAACUGCAUGCUUAAUGUUGGUAUUCCCAAGAAUGUUUGCAAUCCUGUGCAAGUCCACCCCCAUUGAAUUUAGUAGCGUUUGCUCCCAGGUGGGAAUAGGAUUGCAGCUUGAGAAUGUGAAUACAGGUAAAAUUUCCUCGCACAGUCCGCUAAAGGUUAUCAUCAUGGAGACAUCCUAGAAGGCUACUGCUAAUUUGCUUUUUGUCAAAGGCACCGUAGCAGCUGGUGAAUAGAAAAUAGAAAAUAGUGUGGGCAUUUCAAAAACAUUUAUUUAUUUGAGAAAAGAUAAAUUAUGCAUCAAAUAAGCCCCAGUUCUGUGCUCAGAAUAAACUAUGGGGAAGUGUAUUUCUUAUUUUGCAACCCUAAAGAUUAGCCCUAUUUUCCACCUCUGUAUUUUAAUUAAAAUAAUGAACAUUAUUUAAUAUUCCUAUGAAUACUCUUUGAUGCCCUGCUUGCUUUGUCCCAGUCAAUGUGAGCAGCAGGAUUCUUCAUAAUUUGAUGACAGGUUACAGGGUGCCAAACAUAUGUAUCCUUUGUGAAUUACAUUUGGCUAUGUAACAAAACAAAAUGGCUAUGUUUCUUUUCCUGUGCAACAAAAACAGACUGUAUUCCAACAGUUGCCCAUAGCAUCUUUUAAUACUAGAGCUGAUAUUCAGGAUCAAAUGCAACACUAUAAAAUGUAUUUAGUUUUGCAGCCUAAACAAACACCAGAGGACACCAGCAGCAGCAGCACUGACUCUGAAUUUAAGCUACAGCUGAAACGCUAUAUGUGCAGCUCUCUAAGCCAGAGCGGAACAGGUAACCUCAGUCACUCAUGGAUGACUCAUGCUUUGUGUAUGUGAACCAGAAACACUGUCUGGACGUCAGCCACUUGCAUCUUCCGAAUGAGAUUUACUAUCAAAACACCAUUUUAAAGUUUUACUUUUAAAAUGACACAGAAUUCAGAUGUAUUGACUUCCGCAUCCUCCUAGAAGGGCUGCUCAAAUAAAUUCUCAGCCUAAGUGAUUAUGCUGUGGCUUGCAAAUGUCUUUUCCUAUCUCUGUAAUGAAAAGAACCUUGCAGGCUUCAUUAACCUGCAAACCCUGAGAAGGACCAGGAUAGCCAGAUGAAGAACUGGAACUGAGACAUGUUGAAACUGUUGAUGCAAGCAAAACAUGAUAUUAUAUAGAAAGGAAAAUUCCUGGAUUCCAAGAUCCAAGUUUGGGGCAAAGUAAAGUGUGGAAAUAUAGACUGUUAGACCUUUAAAAUAUGUCUUUCCAAUUGCGUUCCAAAAAAAGUACCAUCUUCCCUCAGCAUAGGGAAAGAUCCCACGUUUAGUACUUUAAAAAUAGUUUACUUACAAACCCUUCAAAAGUCAGGUUCAUGUUCUGUUCCAUACAUCACUCAGAAAGGUUGCACAGGCAGUAAAACUUAGUUUAGUUCCAAAGUGGUGGAAGUUUGUAAAUUAUUGGUAUAGGAGCACAAGAUUGGCUUGUGAGUGUCAUGCAGCCUGGCUAGAGCAACCAGCUUAGCCUCUUCACACGCUGAGUUCAUCAGUAGUGGCAUAGCUUGGGGAGGGCCAGAGGGGUGUUGGCCCCGGGUACAUUUCCUCCUCAUGAAAACUUGCAGCAUCACCAAGGCAGCAUAAAGUCAGGUUUCCAUGUAGUUUCCUCUCAAAAGAGGGAAAUGCUUAACUAGCAUCUGAGACCAUUUGGGAUUCUACACGUUACUCAAAACUCCUGGGAAGUUUAUUUACUGAAAUAAAUAAAGCUCCCUUUGCAAUGAGACAUUUUGUAAUAUGCAAUAAAUUCUCAGAUUCUCCCAGGACGGGGAAAAUAAAAGCAUCCAUUUAUGCACAGAAAUAUUCUGCCUCUUGCUUUCCCUCUCUACCACUAGAGGAUGCCCCAAACUGCAAAAUAUGUCCCAAUGCCUGGGAACUGCACAGGGACAUCUGCUACUGGAUCUCUCAAGGGCAAAAAACCUGGACUGAGAGCCAAGAUGACUGCAAAGGAAAGAACUCCACCCUGCUUGUGAUUCGGGACCAGCAGGAGAUGGUAAAUAUGCAGCUUAUGAGAAACAUCUAGCCAACAGGGAUUCAGUGAAGCAAAGCCCACAAGAGACUUCUGGCCAGGGAUGUGGGACCUGUGGUCCUUCUAUUGUUGGACUUCAGCUCCCAUAAGUCCUAACCAUCCGUCAAGAUGCUUUAUUCCUUAACAGCACAUGUAACUUUGCUCAAUGACAUUUGUAUAGAUCUUGUAAGUGUUCAGAGGGAUUUACAUGCAUGAUCCAAUUGUAAUCCUUAUAGCAACCUUUUUAAAUGCUCAAUAUUAUUAUGUUCCGUAGUGCAUUUGGAAGACUAGAGGCUCAGAGGGUAGCUUGCCUAAGGCCACCUAGUGUGUUCAUGUUAUGGCAGAGGUGAAAUUUGAAAUAUGGACUUCCUGGUUCUGAUUUCAUUCUCUUCACCCUCCAAUGGUGUGUAUAAAAAGUAGCAAAAAAAUGCACUUAAAUUGCAAUCCAUCCAUCCAAUCCCUUGAGCCUUGCUGUCAAUCCUGCCUUGGCCUAAAAGCUGCUUUAGCCAGUCACUGCUGAAAUCAGAUACACAUCUCCACAAUAUUAAAUACACAUUAGUUAAAAUGCAUGCAAAUUUGUACAGAAGGUGCUUAUACGCACAUACAGAAGUAGGGGACCCCCUCCUUUACUCAGCUAAAAGAUUUCCACCCGGGUCAGUUGAAGAUGGCCAAGGAGCAGGAUGUGGAGCAAUGAAGAGCUCCAUAGAAAUGAAGCUGAUGGAACUGAGCAUGAACUGUUGAUUCAAUGGUCAGAAUGGCAACAUCCAGUGCUAUUUUUCUAGAAAAAGAGGUGCCAGAACUCACCAUGAAGACCUCCCUUGUUUUCUUAUAAUGGUAACGGUGACCACCUUAGAGGUGCCAGAACUGAGGUCCGGCAAGUUCCAGCUGAAAGAAAAGCCCUGGCAACACCCUUGUCUGUUCCAUUAUAGGCAAUCAUAAAGAAUUUGACAAAGGAAACCUCGUAUUGGUUGGGACUCAAAGCAGCCAGACUCUCUGAAGAGUGGACCUGGGAAUGGGUUGAUGGAUCCCCCUUCAAGGGAGAACUGUGAGUAGUUCCAGGUGUGCACAGAUAAUUUCUGUAAUUUUUUAUUUUUUUAUUGAUUUGCAUGCUAGCAAAGAAGCAUAGACCUAGUGAUGUAAAUAAAGCACAGAAAUGAAAAAAGUGGGAGGCCUUAACUACAACCUUCAAAUCAACACAUACACAAAGGCUGAACUACCAAUAUAAAUAAAAGAGAUGCCUUUACUGAUGCCAAGGUAUAAGUUUCCAUCUGUCCCAAGAGGCGUCUGGUAACAUCUGUUCGGAUUAUUUUUAUUUAUUAAAUAUAUACCCACAGGUCUCAGUACAUUUACAACUUAAAAUCACAAUAUGAAAACACAAAAUACAUUUUUAUAAAAGCAGCCCAAGAGCCCCCCCUUCUCCCCAAUAAAUUUUAAAAGGGCAUUGGAUGUCAAUCAGCUGCAUGUCAGUCAGCUGAGGAUAAAUAGCUCACCUCUUGGCAUGAAGGGAAAGGUUUUGAUGUGAGAAUGAAAACAGUAUCCUGAUACUGAAUGACACAGUCUUCUCUCUCUCGUUUUUUUGUUGUUGUUUUUUUUUAAAAGCAACAACAAAUUGUUUCCUUUAUUUUGCAGGUUUACAGUAUCGGACCCUGCUAAAGUAAACAGCUGUGGGUUGAUAAGGCGAAACAGUGUUAAUUCUAACGCUUGUAGUACUUUAUCUAAUUGGAUGUGCAUGAAAGCAGCUUUCCCAAUAUAAGCACAAAAUGGGGUCAAGUGUUGGAAGUAAGAAACCAUCUCUUUCUGAACAAUGAGUUGCCUACUGACUUCUUGUGCAGCUUGCAAGAUCGCCUCCAGCCCAGAAUAGUCUGCAGUUGCCAGGAUGCUCCUUAACCGAAAGAAGCCAAAAGCCCUAGUAAUAACUUGUGUAUUAUGGGUAAGGUUUUAUGCCCCAAAUAGGCAACUGUCAUAAAAUUCAAGCUUGGAACAAAGCCCGUCAGUUUGUCAGUUCCUCUGAGUUCCCUAUCAUUGCUUUCUAUUAAUGUAAUACUAUUAUAAGGCAAUUAAGUGAAGAAUCUGAAGUCAAAAGCAAAGGGAAGUUCACCAGAUAUUAGGUAAAGGUAAAGGUAAAGGACCCCGGGCUGUUAAGUCCUGUCAAAGGCGACUAUGGGUUUGCAGCGUUCAUCUCGCUUUCAGGCCGUGGGAGCCGGCGUUUGUCCACAGACAGUUUUCUGGGUCAUGUGGCCAACAUGAUUAAACCACUUCUGGAGCAACAGGGCACCGUGAUGGAAACCAGAGCACACUGAAAUGCCAUUUACCUUCCUGUCGCAGCGGUACCUAUUUAUCUACUUGCACUGGCGUGCUUUGAACUGCUAGGUUGGCAGAAGCUGGG
This is a messenger RNA of Podarcis lilfordi (Lilford's wall lizard), 7657 nucleotides long. The record is from the annotation of a GenBank genome assembly. Lineage: Eukaryota; Metazoa; Chordata; Lepidosauria; Squamata; Lacertidae.